AGAAACUCACCAAAGCCAAUCCAUGCCUACUUCUGGUCGGAGUAAAAGAACCGAAGAAGAAACGUGAUGCCAAUGACAAUUAUAAUGUUAAUUAUGUUAUGGCAUGUAUUUGUUACCUAAUUAUGCCAUAGAUGAAACCAAACUCAAGUCUCAAUCCAUUACUAUUAUGAAUGCACUACCGACACCACACCGCGAUAUCCCAUCACGCAGCAGCCUAGUCAAUAGUCAAACCCCACUCUCAUCUCUGCAACCAAAAAAUAAAGCGAGGCCGAAAACCAUUUGAACCCAAUUUAUUUAUUUAUUUAAAAAAGAGAAAAACCCACUCUCUGGACUACCCACUGGAAUAACGACAUCUCCGCUCGAAAUCACGGUUCUUCGAUUCGACUCAGCUAUGGCGAGCUUGACUCGGAGAUCACUGUCUCAACUCGGAACUAUAUUAUCGAUGAAGAAAAUUCCGGGUUUGGAUCCACCUUUCUUUUCAGCUAUUACUUGCUCCUAGUGUUGCUUCAGCCAUCUCUCGCCGUUGAUUUCGUCCAAAUCCCCUAGAUCUGAGCCGUUAGGGGGCAAUCAACGGCGUCUGUCAUGUCAAUUGGUAUAUUGAAAAAGGUUCAAGGCUUGGUGCAGAAAUGGAUGCUUAUAUUAUCUUGCUUGGUAUUUGUGAUUGAGGCUGGUGAAAAUGAUAAAACAAUGGAGCCCCCUUCUUUAUAUGAUUCUGGAUCACCUUUGCCCUUUGUUGUUGUUCAUGAUCUACCUCUACCAGCAAAUCUCCAUGUGUCGAAGCAUGUGCUUUCUCAUGGUGCACCAAUUGCUGCACUGUCACCAGUCAAGCCUCCUUCAUAUGGUCCUUUCACAAGUAAUGGUCACCCCCCUGCAAGUUCACAUUUAUCCAUACUAUUCAAGAAGAGUGAAAUGAAACCUCCAAUUUCUGGCUUUAAAGAUAUUCAUAUUGCUCCUGUGCAUUCUACUGCAGCUGCAGGCCCUUCCGCUUUGGCCCAGCCACCAUUGUCUCCUUAUGCUUCUAAUUGUUGUAAACAAGACAUGGUGCUGAAAAGGGGCAGUAAGGAUUGCCAAUGUGCAUAUCCCAUAAAGCUAGACCUUUUUCUUUCAAAUGUCUCUCAAAAUCCUAAUUGGAAUGAUUUUCUUGAUGAAUUAGCUACCCAGCUUGGGUUGCGAAAUACCCAGAUUGAGCUGAUAAACUUUUAUGUACUCAGCUUAUCAACAUUAAAUAUAUCGAUGAAUAUUACUCCACAUAAAGGCAUCAGUUUCUCUGCCAAUGAAGUUUCUAAAAUAAACUCUUCGCUUUCAAUGCAUAAGGUUCAACUAAACCCUGGAUUAGUGGGUGGAUACAAACUUCUCAAUUUAACGUGGUUUGAACCACCUCCUCCUUCUCAAGCUCCUACUUUAGCUGCAUCACCUGUGAAUACACCUUUGCAUCAUUCACCUACUGCUACAUCAUCAUCGAGUUCUCCGAAAAGAGGAAGGCAUUCAAAUUUGUUUCUUAUUCUUGGAAUUGCUAUUGGCAUAAUCUUCAUUGCUAUCAUAUCUGUACUUAUAUUCUGUUUAUGUACGUUCCUGCCAAAAGCAAACACACCUCCUAUAGACACUGAAAAGCCAAGGACAGAGAGUGCAAUUUCAACUGUGGGUUCUCUUCCCCACCCAACUAGUACACGUUUUAUUGCUUAUGAAGAGCUUAAAGAAGCAACAAACAAUUUUGAAGCAGCGAGCAUACUUGGAGAAGGAGGGUUUGGUAGAGUUUUUAAAGGUGUCUUAAAUGACGGUACUCCUGUAGCAAUUAAGAGGCUUACCAGUGGAGGGCAACAGGGUGACAAAGAGUUUUUGGUUGAGGUUGAGAUGCUUAGCCGGUUGCAUCAUCGUAACCUUGUAAAACUAGUGGGAUACUUCAUUAAUCGUGACUCAUCACAAAAUUUACUUUGCUAUGAGCUUGUCCCUAAUGGAAGUUUGGAGGCUUGGCUUCAUGGUCCCUUGGGAAUCAACUGUCCUUUGGAUUGGGACACCAGAAUGAAGAUUGCGCUGGAUGCUGCGAGGGGACUUUCAUACCUGCAUGAAGACUCACAGCCCUGUGUAAUACACAGAGACUUCAAGGCAUCCAACAUACUGCUUGAGAACAACUUUCAAGCUAAGGUUGCAGAUUUUGGUCUUGCUAAGCAAGCACCUGAAGGAAGAUCUAAUUAUUUGUCUACUCGUGUCAUGGGGACAUUUGGGUACGUAGCUCCUGAAUAUGCCAUGACUGGGCACCUACUUGUUAAAAGUGAUGUUUAUAGCUAUGGUGUUGUCUUGCUGGAACUGCUUACUGGUAGGAAGCCUGUGGAUAUGUCACAGCCAACUGGACAAGAGAACCUUGUUACUUGGGCUAGGCCAAUCCUUAGAGAUAAGGAGCGGUUGGAAGAGAUUGCUGAUCCAAGACUUGGGGGAGAGUAUCCAAAGGAAGAUUUUGUACGUGUUUGCACUAUUGCUGCGGCCUGUGUUGCUCCGGAAGCAAACCAACGACCUACAAUGGGUGAAGUGGUACAAUCACUUAAAAUGGUGCAGCGCGUCACAGAAUACCAUGAUUCUGUGUUAGCCUCAUCCAAUGCACGACCCAACCUAAGACAGUCCUCUAGCACUUUUGAAUUUGAUGGAACGUCUUCGAUGUUCUCUUCAGGUCCUUACUCUGGUCUAAGUGCCUUUGACAAUGACAACAUUUCUAGGACCGUGGUUUUCUCUGAAGAUCUUUGUGAAGGACGAUGAAAACUGAGAAAACUUGGCCAUUCAAAAUGUUUUUUAUUUUUUUCCCAUUUUUGUGAGCACUUUCAAGCUUUCAACCAAAAAGUUUUUUAACCUCAUGAAUCAUAAGGCACAGAAUUUCCAAAUAAAUUUAAGCAUUUUGUUGGUGAGUGGAAUGGUAAUGUGAAUGCAAUAAUUAGUAGUUAGCUGAUUAUUUAUUUAAAGAUGAGUUGGUAAUAGCUUGUAUAAAUAGAAUAAAAUUUGCCAAACGGCUCACUAGUUUUAUUUAUUCUUGUCUUGAACAAAGGAAGAUAUCACUUGUAUUCUUCGAUUGGGUUGCUUGAUUUCUUUUAGAGAGGAUUCUUUGUGACUGCUUUUGCCAUCCUGUUUUACCCCAGGAGACAGUGGUUCCACACGCGGAUCAAAUUUUGUAUAUUUGCUUUGUAGUUGUUUCUACUUUCAAAGAUUGACUUUCAAAAUUUCCCCUCCAAA
This is a messenger RNA of Glycine soja, 3216 nucleotides long. RefSeq names its product proline-rich receptor-like protein kinase PERK3. The transcript is spliced from 8 exons. The coding region runs from base 583 to 2748 and encodes 721 amino acids. Gene Ontology annotation, molecular function: protein kinase activity; ATP binding. NCBI's taxonomy places the organism in Eukaryota, Viridiplantae, Streptophyta, Magnoliopsida, Fabales, Fabaceae. The record is from RefSeq and is a predicted model, not a curated record. Gene Ontology annotation, biological process: protein phosphorylation.